Messenger RNA from Cucumis sativus (cucumber), 1420 nucleotides. RefSeq names its product thioredoxin-like 1-2, chloroplastic. The record is from RefSeq and is a predicted model, not a curated record. The coding region runs from base 271 to 1119 and encodes 282 amino acids. The transcript has 4 exons. Gene Ontology annotation, biological process: cell redox homeostasis. NCBI's taxonomy places the organism in Eukaryota, Viridiplantae, Streptophyta, Magnoliopsida, Cucurbitales, Cucurbitaceae.
CUUCUUCCUCUUUCUCCUUCUACCCUACUUUUAUUCAGCUCAAAGAAACCUCAGGCUCCAUCUCUUCUUUCUUUUCAUUUCCCCUGUUCCGUAGUUUUCUUUUUUAUUGCUCUUUUCUCCCACUUUUUGGUUGAAACUUGAAUCAUUACAGGUGGGUUGCGAUUCUGCUUCAACAGAGAUUGAUUUUGAGGGCCAUUCUUUUUCUGGGGUCCUUCUAUUUUAUGCUGUUAAUCUCUGAAGGGUCGUUUGAUUAAUUGAUUUCUCUCCACCAUGGCUUCUUCGUUGAAAUCUGCCCUCUCUGUUUCAGGGCUUGAGGACAAUUUGCGUUGCUCUAUUUCAUCUGGGAUUUCUGGGUUUUCCACUUCUAUUUCUGCUUCCAAUUUAAAAGGGUAUAAGCAGCCAGGGUUUCCUGUUUUGAAAGUCGAUUUCUUGGGGAGACCUUUAGUGAUUUCGGAUCAAAAUGGUGUUACAAACUCAAACCCUAAAACCCCAAAUCGCUUUACUAUUAAUGCACAGACGUCUAUCUGUAUAAGCCGAGCUCGGAGAUGGUGGGAAAAAACUUCAAAACCUAAUAUGGUGGAGAUCCACUCUGCCCAAGCCCUUGUGGAUGCAUUGCUUGAUGCUGGUGAUAGAUUGGCUAUUAUAGACUUCUAUUCUCCUGGCUGUGGAGGUUGCAAAGCUCUUCAUCCUAAGAUCUGUCAACUGGCUGAAUUGAACCCUGAUGCAGUUUUUCUCAAAGUUAACUUUGAGGAGCUCAAAACCAUGUGUCAAGCUCUUCAUGUUCGUGUUCUUCCUUUCUUUAGAUUCUAUAGAGGUGGAGAAGGUCGUGUUUGUAGCUUUAGCUGUACAAAUGCAACUAUUAAGAAAUUCAAGGAUGCAUUGGCAAAACAUGGAACCGACCGGUGUAGCAUGCUUCCAGCUAAAGGAUUAGACGAAUCCGAGCUCGAACAGUUGGUAAUGGCAGGUGAAUUAUCAUUAAGUUCACCUUCACCAUAUCUCAAGGAAGGAGCAUUAAAGGAUCUAGUGAUGAGAGAUAUGGAUUCUUAUGGUUCUUGGAGCAGCAGAUCAAGCAAUAAAAUGGAUCUCAUGGAAGACGAUAACUUGAUUCUUAAGGUUUAAAGGAAAAGCUAUGAUGACACUGAGCAGAUUGAAAGAUUAUUAGUUGUGGAGGGAAAAAUUGUACUCCAUGCUUUUGUAUUUGUUUAGUUGAUUUUUUUCUCCCAUCUCUUUUUAGGAUUGUUGUUGUACAUGAUUAGGAUUUGGGUUUUUACCCUCCACAAGCAAGGCCUCUGAUUUUUCUUAGUGUGUGUCUUGCCCAUUGCCCAUUGCCCAUUGCUCUGCUCUAGCCAAUCUGUUGAAGGAACUGGAAUUGGCUGUCUGUUUCAGUUUUUAAUACACAGAUGAAGCUUUUCUUUAACUA